UCUAUUUUACUCACGCGCGAGUAUCACGCCAAAGUAUCGUUCAACAUGAGGGCCUUGAUCUGCCUAGUACUGAUCUCCGCGGCAUUCGCUGCCGAAGAGAAGACGGUUAAGAAGCGUGGCCUGAUCGGUCUGGGUGACUAUGGACUUGGUUAUGGCGGUCUUGGUCUUGAUGGUGGAUAUGGUGGAUAUGGUGGAUAUGGCGGAUAUGGUGGAUAUGGUGGAUAUGGUGGAUACGGUGGAUAUGGUGGAUUAGGAGGUUACGAGGGAGGCCAUAGCGUUGCCAUUGCUGUCAAAGAGAAGGCCGUCGCUGUUCCCGUUGCGGUUCCGCAUCCAGUUCCCGUCGAUCGCCCCUACCCUGUUAAGGUUCCAGUUGAAGUACCCAAGCCAGUUCCAGUUGCUGUUCCGGUGCCAGCGCCGUAUCCCGUGGUCAAGACCCAGACCAUCACGGUUCCCGUAGAGAAACCUGUACCAGUGCACAUCCCUGUUAAGGUGCCAGUGCCCGUGCCUGCCCCGUAUCCCGUCAAGGUCGCUGUUCCCCACCCGGUUCCAGUCCACAUUUCUCACACCGUUCCAGUCGCAGUCCCGCACCCAGUCGUCGUCAAAGAAACAGUUCCCAUCCUUGUUAAGGGAGGUUACUCUCAUUACUAGAUGAAUUUCUCCUCAAAAAAAGUCACAUACACACCAUCCCGCUCCAUAACCCUUUUCCCAGCAGCGCAAAAUCCAUCACGACGAGCGUCUGUUCCAAAUACGCUUCUCUCGUUCGUGUAGUACCUUGAAUUCACGAAAUAAAUCAAUUUUGUAAAUGUUUUCGUAAA
Cyphomyrmex costatus is the source of this 815-nucleotide messenger RNA. Its product is annotated as cuticular protein. The coding region runs from base 46 to 648 and encodes 200 amino acids. Lineage: Eukaryota; Metazoa; Arthropoda; Insecta; Hymenoptera; Formicidae. The record is from RefSeq and is a predicted model, not a curated record. The transcript has 4 exons.